This is a messenger RNA of Lotus japonicus, 2487 nucleotides long. RefSeq names its product ankyrin repeat protein SKIP35-like. NCBI's taxonomy places the organism in Eukaryota, Viridiplantae, Streptophyta, Magnoliopsida, Fabales, Fabaceae. The record is from RefSeq and is a predicted model, not a curated record. The transcript has 4 exons. Bases 444 to 2276 code for a protein of 610 amino acids.
AUAGGAUAUGAUACAUCUAUAUUUAAUUAUUUAUUUAGCGUGUGAAAUGAAAGUCUCGAGGAAGCAUAACAGGGCAGGCAGUGGGUUUUCAUUCUCCCUUUCAUUUCUCUCUCGAUCAAUCAGAUGGAAUUACGGAGCUAGAAGGCCAUUUCUUUAAUUGUUUUCGUUGAGGAUUGAGAGCUGUUGGGAGCAUUUUUUUGAAGAAAUCCAACAUUAUAUCUGAAAACAAGCGAUCUAUUAAUUCUGAUUUUCUACCUAGUAUUUGCUUUUCAUGAAUUUGAAAUCAGAGCCUAGAGUUCUUCUAUUCAGUAUGGUUUAUCUCUCUAGUGCUUUGAAGAAUGGCUGUCAGCUUCAUCAGACUUGAUAAAGAUAAAGAGGGCAGAGGAGGCGAGAAGAUACAAGAGGAUAUGGCUUCUUUCUAGGGAAGUAAUGAUUUCUUUGAAAUGGAUGAAACAGAACUGCAAAAUCCCUUAUUUCUGGAUAUUAAAUCUGAAGAUGACAAAAUAGAAUUCCAAAGAGUUGAAAAUCAAAGUUUUGCACCAGAGAAAGGAGAAGGCAGCGGUGUAGUUUUCUCUAGAGAAGCACCACUUAUGGGGAAAGAAUCAAGAAUGUCCACUCCUUACUGUUGCAAUGCCAAGAAGCUCAAAUCCAGGGCCGUUUCAAUAGAUUGUGAGUUUGGAAAUAAUGAGAAAACAGUGGUGGAGAAGAAACUAUGUAGGCAAGACAGAAUUGAGUUGGGUCGGUUGUUUCAGGAUGCAGUGAGUUCCCAUAACUGGGAACUUGCUGAAAGUUUGAUUUUGGUUGCUGAUCCACAAACCCUUAAUGAUGCCUUGUGUAUAACGCUGGAUUCCAUCUGGUUCUUGACCACAGAGCUAGAGCUCACUGGGAUAACAGGAUUUAUCAGGAAGAUCAUUGCAAAUGGUGCUUAUGACUUCACAAGAGCUGCCCUGAGGACUUCAUUCCUUGCUUCAUGUGUCUCUGCUUGCCAAAGCAGAACAAUGAGUCUUGCUGAUACGGUUGCUGUAAUGGCUCAAAGGUUGCAUGAGCGUCUCCAGGAAUGCAAUGGAGAUGAAGUCUUGAAGGCAGAAGCUGGGGCUAAAGUUCAAAAGUUUACUGAAUGGGCUUUAAAAUGUAUAGGCAUCCAUUCACGACUUCAGAAUGAAAGGGAUAAUGUGAUACACAACUCAGCUGUUGAGACUCAGCUCCGGUUAUCUGCGUUUAAGACAUUCCUUGAUCUUGCUGGCAACUGUCUUACAGGGAAGGACUUCAGUGAGGCCUUUGAUGCUGCUUGCUUUCCACUUACUCUUUUCUCAAGCUCAUUUGAUCCAGGUUGGGCAUUUGGGGUGUCAGCUACUGUAAUCCAAGGGUUGCUAGGCAUGUUAGUAGAGGGGGGUGCAGACAAUGUCAAUCAGUGUUUCUUGGAGGCUUCACGUUUUGGCAGUACAGAACUUGUACGCAUACUAUUACAGAUAGCACAAAGAAAUAGCUUGGAUGUUGAUGUUGACUUGGCGUUGGGCUUUGCCUCCCAUUAUUGCAAGAUAGGCACUAUGGAGUGCUUGGUGGAAGAGGGAAAUGCCAUAGCUUUUUUGGGCCCUUUAAUGAGAGCUGCCGAGAGGGGCUGCAUGCAAGUUGUUGAGUGGUUUGUGCAGAGGGGUUGCCGAGACAUGGAGCUCUGUCUUGCCCUUACAGCAGCCACUUCUAGCUGCCAAGUUCACAUUGCUGCUUAUCUUCUUCCACAUGUACCUCAGCAGGUCCUUGGAGCGCUUAGUGUUGAAAUUCUCAAGGCUGCUGGUGAACGCAGUGGUGGCUCUCUUGAUGGUGUCGCAUUUCUCCUCCAAUCUGACUUCUUAGGUGAUCCUGCAGCUACUUAUGCUGUUGCAGAUAUUAUUGCUAAAUCCGAGGACGAGGCUGUUGCUCCAGAGCUGAAAACUUUUCUAAGGGAUCACUGGUCAGAAGGAGCUUAUAUGGAGGGGCUAAGGUUAGGACAAGAACAUUACAUGAAUCUUGUGAGGAUCAUUAAAUGGGGCGAGUCUCCUAUUUGCUUAAGAGAUCUUCCGGCGCCACUGACAGUGGCAAUUGCUUACCUCCCACUUUAUAGGGAGUGUGUCAAGGCGGGGGGUUGCUUGUUUUCACAAAGGCUUAGGGGACAACUGGUUGAAGCCGCAAGAAGGCUUGGGGAUAGAGUCUUUGAUGAAGUGACCCAUGGUAGAGAACUAGUGGUGUUUCUGGAGAAUCAUCUUCCUAACUUUUUGCUCCAUCCCCCUCGCACUGCUUAGCUAGAUUCAGUUACCAUUUUUAUGUGUCAAGGCGGGGGGGGGGGGUCAGGAGGCACUUUGCAGGAUUUAAACCUAUUAAUUAUUUGGGUAAGUUGCACUUGUUCUGCUCUGUAUUUUAUAAAUCAUCUUACAUUUAAACAUGAAAACAGAAUGUCAUUUCAAACGAAUCUUGAGUCAGGGUGAACAACAGUAAACAAGCAUUUUAGGGGUA